AUCUCAUUUCCGGUGUGUGACUGGAAAAGUUACGUAUAACCUUUCGUGAAUGCUUGGCUCUGACGGAGGAACUUGGUAAACGUUAAAAAGAAAAAAGAGCUUUGACUUGCAGGUGUCUGGGAUCUGGGGUUCAGAGAACAGCAGCCCUGCACCUGGGGUCUGCCCCGGAGGCUUGUUUUGGAACAGAUGGCAGGAAAAAAAAAAAAAAAGAUGGCAGUGGCGAGAGAAAAUGCAGAGCCCAGGGAAAUGAGGCGUCUGGUGCGGGGAGAAGAGAGCACCACUUCGGAAGCCGUGUGGGUGGGGAAACGGACUAGUCAGGAAAUCUUACCCAAAACUAAAGGGUCGGAGCGGUUUAGCCACUUCAGAUCUCAUGGAGAUUUUUUGUUGUUAUUGUUAUUGUCUAAUAAAGUUAAAAGGUAAUUUCCAAGGGAUGAAAAGAACACUGCAGAAACUUUGGAAAUGCUCGAAGUGUAACGAGAGAUGAAGCCCAGCAGGUGCCUGGCAGGAGGGCAGACGUCGGCAGAGUCCGGAGGCUCCCAGGCGGAAGAGGGCUCUCCCCUCUCUGGCCGCCUUCACCAUGAUCCACAGUCUCUUCUUGAUCAACUCCUCGGGGGACAUUUUCCUGGAGAAGCACUGGAAAAGUGUGGUCAGCCGUUCCGUGUGUGAUUACUUUUUCGAGGCGCAGGAGAGGGCCACGGAGGCAGAGAACGUGCCCCCGGUCAUCCCCACGCCUCACCACUACCUCCUCAGUGUGUACCGCCACAAGAUCUUCUUCGUGGCCGUGAUCCAGACGGAGGUCCCGCCUCUGUUCGUCAUCGAGUUCCUUCACCGAGUAGUGGACACCUUCCAGGAUUAUUUUGGAGUGUGCUCAGAGCCAGUGAUCAAAGACAAUGUGGUUGUUGUAUAUGAGGUAUUGGAAGAGAUGCUGGACAAUGGGUUUCCACUGGCUACCGAGUCCAACAUCCUCAAAGAACUGAUAAAGCCUCCCACCAUCCUGCGAACAGUCGUCAACACCAUAACAGGCAGACCAGGUGGUGACAAGGAGUUUUUAAAAACGGACUGGGUUACCCCACGUGGAAGUGGAGCAGUCUCUCCUCUCCUCCUUGAAAGAGUCUUCAGUUGUGUGUAUGAACGAAGCACCAAUGUGGGAGACCAGCUUCCGACCGGACAGCUGUCGGUGGUGCCGUGGCGGCGGACUGGCGUGAAGUACACCAAUAACGAGGCCUACUUUGAUGUGAUUGAAGAGAUCGAUGCUAUCAUUGAUAAGUCAGGCUCCACCAUCACUGCCGAGAUCCAGGGGGUCAUUGACGCCUGUGUCAAGCUGACGGGAAUGCCAGACCUGACACUGUCCUUCAUGAACCCCAGGCUGUUGGAUGAUGUCAGCUUCCACCCUUGUGUCCGGUUCAAGCGCUGGGAAUCGGAGCGGAUCCUCUCCUUCAUCCCUCCAGACGGCAACUUCCGCCUGCUCUCUUACCAUGUCAGUGCACAGAAUCUGGUCGCGAUUCCCGUGUACGUGAAACAUAGCAUCAGCUUCCGGGACAGCAGUGCCCUGGGCCGCUUUGAGAUCACGGUGGGGCCCAAGCAGACGAUGGGGAAGACCAUAGAGGGGGUGCUGGUCAGCAGCCAGAUGCCCAAGGGCGUCCUGAACAUGAGCCUCACGCCGUCGCAGGGCACGCACACCUUCGACCCCGUGACAAAGAUGCUGUCCUGGGAUGUAGGAAAAAUAAACCCCCAGAAGCUGCCGAGUCUCAAGGGAACCAUGAGUCUCCAAGCCGGGGCGCCCAAGCCCGACGAGAACCCCACGGUUAACCUGCAGUUUAAGAUCCAGCAGCUGGCCAUUUCCGGACUCAAAGUGAACCGCCUGGACAUGUAUGGCGAGAAGUACAAACCCUUUAAGGGCAUAAAGUACAUGACCAAAGCCGGAAAGUUCCAAGUUCGAACCUGAGAGGCGGAGAGUGUUGCCCAGGGAACAGUCACGAACUUUUUCAUUUCUUCCUUGUCUAAAAGUUAAAAAAAAAAAAAAAAAAAACCACCUGUCUCCUAGGUCAGUCCCUGCAGGACCCACCUGCCCCUUGUCUUCUGUAGCUCCCGCACCCCGGAGCUCACGGAGGGAAUCGGGUCCCACGGAGAAGCGGACGGAGUGAGACCCACUCAGAGCCACCUGGUCCUCCAAGGCAGAGGCGGCGAUGGAACAGCACGCACCCAGGAGGGCCAGCAGGGGUCGCUGGCGUGGCUGCGGUCGCCUAAAGCCAGCUAAGGGACUCUUGAUUAAGGCAGAAGAAAGGAAGAAACGUGAAUGUGUGUCAAAGAAAGGCCAGUGGAGGAUCUGACUUGAGAGGGAGAAGAAAGACCGGCGAGGCCGGAUCCUGCACUGAUGGUUGCAGAUAGCGCGUCUUUCCCUCGUCCCAGACCAUUGAACUCAGUUCCUGGUGCAGGGCCCGGCCCCGGCCUUUUCCCUGCGAGCUGAGCCUUCACAGGAGUCAGAAAAGGCAAACCGGCCGCGGAAGUGAUGCUCCCGUCACCCCCAGAGCAGCCACAUGUCUGUGCCGUGGCACUGGGGCAGAGGGGGCCAACCACAGCCGGAGCCCGGGGGUCCCGCGUGGCUGUGCAGGGCAGUGCUGGGCUGGGCCUGGUCCCCAGCCCGCCUGCCUGGCGCUCCCUGAGCCGCCCCAUGAAGACGAGCGCUUUCCCUGCAGGGUACGGCCGGUCCUUGAGUGUUGAUGGACACGAGGUAGCUCCCACUCCACCUUGGGUUCAGGACCAAAAGAAAAAAAAAAUCCUUGAAAUCUUUGAAUAAAUCAGUGCUGCAAGAGGCAGGUGACAGCGCGGUUUCAGAAACCUGCAAGGGAAGCCCCUCGGCCUUCCCCAGUGGGGUUUAUUCUAGUUCCGUGGGAGUUAGCCAUUUCAAUACUUACAUAUAACAUACAGCGUAAGGGGUGGUGGUGUGCUGUGCUUUGUGCGCGCAGACAAAGGAGGGGCUGCGAGUACCCAGCCCUGGGACCAGUGUGCCUGGAGUCCUGUUGGCAGGAUUGGUGCGGGUGUUUCCUUUCCCGCUGGGGGCCACCUUUGCUGCCGACUUGGCAGUCCUCGUGGUUUUCCUGUAGGGCGCGCUGUGCUUCGCGGAAACGCGCGGGCUUACCGUCCCAGCAGCCCGGCGGGCCCUGCGUGUCCGCCCGUGCACACAUUCCCACAGAGAGGCGGCCAGCACGCGUCUGUCCAGGCUUCAAGUGCAGCUGCUGGCUCCUGUCGAGGGCCACCCAGCUUCCAGGGACGUCGCCGGGAAGCAGCAAAGGGUCUGGACUGUGGGACCUGCAGGCCUACACAUCCGUGCAGUGGCCGUCCAUCCCCGGGCUGCAGGCUGUGGCGUGCAGCCCUGCCCAGCUGUGGGUCAGCAUGCGCGGGCCGGUGCCGCCUCGGGCUGUUUGCUUUGUGUGUGUGUGUGCGCGCGUGUGACACGUGAAGUCGCCUCUCUAUUUAAAUGACAAUGAAGUUGAGUCUUAGC
This is a messenger RNA of Oryctolagus cuniculus (rabbit), 3502 nucleotides long. NCBI's taxonomy places the organism in Eukaryota, Metazoa, Chordata, Mammalia, Lagomorpha, Leporidae. The record is from RefSeq and is a predicted model, not a curated record.